This is a messenger RNA of Psammomys obesus (fat sand rat), 762 nucleotides long. It is a transcript of the gene Pgam2, whose product is annotated as phosphoglycerate mutase 2. The coding region runs from base 1 to 762 and encodes 253 amino acids. Gene Ontology annotation, molecular function: intramolecular phosphotransferase activity. The transcript has 3 exons. The record is from RefSeq and is a predicted model, not a curated record. Lineage: Eukaryota; Metazoa; Chordata; Mammalia; Rodentia; Muridae. Gene Ontology annotation, biological process: glycolytic process.
AUGGCCACCCACCGCCUAGUAAUGGUUCGCCACGGUGAGAGCUCAUGGAACCAAGAGAACCGUUUCUGUGGCUGGUUUGAUGCAGAACUAAGUGAGAAGGGGACUGAGGAGGCCAAGCGGGGGGGCAUUGCCAUCAAAGAUGCCAAGAUAGAGUUUGACAUCUGCUACACAUCAGUGCUGAAGCGGGCCAUCCGCACCCUUUGGACCAUCCUGGACAUUACGGACCAAAUGUGGCUGCCUGUGGUUCGGACCUGGCGUCUCAAUGAGAGGCACUAUGGUGGCCUCACGGGCCUCAAUAAGGCCGAGACAGCUGCAAAACACGGGGAGGAGCAGGUGAAGAUCUGGAGGCGUUCUUUUGACAUCCCACCACCCCCCAUGGAUGAUAAGCACCCUUACUACACUGCCAUCAGCAAGGAACGGCGUUAUGCAGCCCUGAAGCCUGGGGAGCUGCCUACCUGUGAAAGCCUCAAGGACACCAUUGCCCGGGCCCUGCCCUUCUGGAAUGAGGAGAUUGCCCCUAAGAUUAAGGAGGGCAAGAGAGUGCUCAUUGCAGCCCACGGGAACAGCCUUCGAGGCAUCGUGAAACACCUGGAAGGGAUGUCAGAUGAGGCCAUCAUGGAACUGAACCUGCCCACGGGAAUUCCCAUUGUGUAUGAGCUGGACCAGGCGCUGAAGCCUACCAAGCCCAUGAGGUUCCUGGGAGAUGAAGAGACAGUUCGGAAGGCCAUGGAAGCUGUUGCUGCUCAAGGAAAGGCCAAGUGA